AGUAGUAGUAGUAGUAGUAGCAGUAAUAGUAGUAGUGGUAGUAGUAGUGGUAUUAGUAGUAGUAGUAGUAGUAAUAGUAGUAGUAGCAGUAGUAGUGGUAGUGGUAGUAGUCGUGGUAGUAGUAGUAGUGGUUGUAGUUUUAGUAGUAGUAGUAGUAGUAGCAGUACUAGUAGUAGUAGUGGUAGUAGUAGUGGUAUUAGUAGUAAUAGUAGUAGUAGUAGUAAUAGUAGUAGUAGCAGUAGUAGUGGUAGUGGUAGUAGUAGUGGUAGUAGUGGUUGUAGUUUUAGUAGUAGUAGUAGUAGUAGUAGUGGUACUAGUAGUAGUAGUAGUAGUAGUAGUGGUAGUAGUAGUAGUAGUAAUGGUAGUGGUAGUAGUAGUAGUAAUAGCAGUGGUACGAGUAGUAGUAGUAGUAGUGGUAGUAGUAGUGGUAGUGGUAGUAGUAGUAGUAGCAGU
Oncorhynchus tshawytscha (Chinook salmon) is the source of this 453-nucleotide messenger RNA. RefSeq lists its product as uncharacterized. Lineage: Eukaryota; Metazoa; Chordata; Actinopteri; Salmoniformes; Salmonidae. The record is from RefSeq and is a predicted model, not a curated record. The annotation marks the transcript as partial. The transcript has a single exon.